AUGUGGCACAUGUCAUGAACCUGGCCCAUCAAACACAUCGUAACGCACGGACGCCCCGGUCUCAUUGCCUGCCGGUACCUUUUUGGACCCACUCAGUGCUACGUCGAGGGCCGGCCGGGUCCCACUCCCGUCAUCGUCGUCUUGACCUUUCCAUCCCAGAACCUUCAACACCUGUUCUUCUCGAAAGCACAUAACCUUUCUCUUCCAUCUUACCACCUUCAACUGGUCGCAUAUAAUCGGAAACUACCAAGCUCGAAGAUACCGCAAUCUCGACACCAUUCCACCAACUUCCUAGGCAGAAAUCCAUCCACAGUAUUUCUAAAUCGCCAUCCGCCACGCAACACUUGCACGCCGCUCUUUGCUCUCCGCUCCUCAAGACGGUCCUACGACAUCAAGCGCAUCUUCAACAGCCCCGGAUCUCGAUUUUCGACACCCCCUUUAAAAUAUACUCCCGGUGGGGAGCUUACUAGUCGCCCAGCAUGGCGUCCGAAGACGCGCGAUACCGCGCAACAUCGCAGUUCGAAGCAUGGUCCUUCUCGCCCGCCCAGCUUGCUGCCAUGCGCGAGAAGACCAACGCCAUCGCCCGCCAAAGAAUAGCCGAGCGCAUGCUAUCAUCAGCUUCGAAUCCGCCCACGUCGAACAACACAUCCCAUGCGAACACGCCAGACCCGUCUGGAACUGGGACGCCCAACCCCAACGAGAACAGCGCACCGACCUUACCCGACUUCCUCAAGCCUGAAGAAGAGGCCUUGCUCGUAUCCUUUUACGUAUCCGAAUUACUGCGCGCGGCGGAUCAUCUCGGAGUGCCAGACGAAGUCAGGGCGACAGCGACGGUCUUCUUCAGGAGGUUCUUCCUGACGAACAGCAUCAUGACGUACCCACCACAGGAGAUGAUACUCGUGGCGCUGUUCGUAGGAAGCAAGGCGGAGGGUAGGUUUCCUAGGAUCAUCGAGUUCCAACAAAAGUUCAAUACGAAGCAGGAUAUUCUCGCUGGCGAGUUCCUGCUUUGUCAGGGAAACAGGUUCAACUUUGAGGUCAGACACCCGUUUAGGGCGUUGAUGGGGGCGAUGAUGGAGCUGAGGAGUUAUGGGGAUAUCGACGAGCAACGAAUAAUCGCAGCCGAAAAGCGCGCCCACGAGAUUUUGCUCUUCAGUCCUCUCAUGACCGACGCCUACUUCCACUACACACCGUCGCAGAUCAUGUUCGCAGCACUAUCCCUUGCAGACCGCGGACUGGCUGAGCGCCUGAUCCAGGAGACUUUCCACUUUGUCCCGCCCACUACCAACAACGAUAACACCCCUGCCGUGACACCACUACCUGGGACCGAGAACUCGGGGAUAUCCCGAAAGGAGGGUGGUGGCAAAGGGACAAUGACCAACGAUGAGCGGGCAGCCAUAAUCGGCCCAGGGAUUCGCGAUAAGGUUAUGGGCACUAUCGAGGCAUGCAGGAACAUGUUGUCCAACGAACUGCCGGAGAGGAAGUCGCAUUGGACUAGUGAAUCAAUCUUCAAGUCCCAAAUCCGGCCCGUCCGCAAGAAGCUUACCAAGUGUCGCGACCCCGAGCGCUGGAAUCUGUCCGAGCUUCAGCGCCAACGCCGCGAGGCAGGACUCAGACGUGCCGAUUCAGAGGAGCGCCCUGCAGCCAGCAACGGGGCCAAGGAUGCUGGUAUCUUUGGCGGCGAUCUGGCAGCUGGUGCGCCGGAGAAGAAGAGGAGGAAGGUCGAUGGGAGUGGGUUGGAAGAUCCUUUUGGAGGCCCGCUUUGAGCAUGUGGUGUGAGAAACUAUCCAGCGGUAGUUGGGUGCGACGGUACACCUACAAAGGUUGGUAACAGGGUGUUUAGACUUGCAUAUAUGGAUCGAGGCUCGGUUCAGAUCGGUUGGCGUUGUAUUUGGGGUUUUGGUGGUACGUAUAGACUGUUCAUGAAGCGUUUUCAUUAUUCCUCCAUCGCCUUGAUUGCUCACCGGACGCUUGCUUUGUGGUGUUGUUCAGUAUGUUUUGGUGCUUAGAAUUUGGUAACUUGAUCAACAACACUUUAUUCAGACUCCUCUUUCGCUCGUUCACGGAAAUCGUCCGCUUGCUCCCCUUUAACCGCGAAGACAGAAAGGAGAAGUACUGCUCCUCCGCCAAAUGCACCGUGACCACCGACCCAAGCCGGCGACUCGGGAAGUUGAAGAGUCAAUGGUUCCCUUCCGAACAGAAAAGAGGAGGCUCGGCCAAG
Messenger RNA from Neurospora tetraspora, 2218 nucleotides. Its product is annotated as cyclin-like protein. The transcript is spliced from 3 exons. Gene Ontology annotation, biological process: regulation of transcription by RNA polymerase II; regulation of cyclin-dependent protein serine/threonine kinase activity. Gene Ontology annotation, molecular function: cyclin-dependent protein serine/threonine kinase regulator activity. The coding region runs from base 480 to 1763 and encodes 427 amino acids. NCBI's taxonomy places the organism in Eukaryota, Fungi, Ascomycota, Sordariomycetes, Sordariales, Sordariaceae. Gene Ontology annotation, cellular component: transcription factor TFIIK complex; nucleus. The record is from RefSeq and is a predicted model, not a curated record.